This is a messenger RNA of Prunus avium (sweet cherry), 3804 nucleotides long. RefSeq lists its product as uncharacterized. NCBI's taxonomy places the organism in Eukaryota, Viridiplantae, Streptophyta, Magnoliopsida, Rosales, Rosaceae. The record is from RefSeq and is a predicted model, not a curated record.
AACAGACAUCUUUUAUCCUUUAGCUUAACGUGAAGAGAGAGAGAAAGUGUUGAAAACAAAGGGAGGUGAUGAGACUCUGACGACGGUUGAAGAUGGAAAUGCAGAGAGAGAAAGAGAAAGAGAAAGAGAAAGAGAAAGAGAGAGAGAGAGAGAGGGAGGGAAGUGGGAAAGCUACUAGACUUAAUUUUUCCUUCAGUUGAAAGCUUUCCUCCUCAAUCCUCAUCCUUGGUGUCUCUGCAAAUUGCAAUUUACCAGUCGCUGUCGCCAUAAAUCUCGCUCCCCUUUAUAUCUCUUUGUUUCACUUUUUUUAUUAUUUAUUUUUUCAUAGUGAUUUUCCAUUCUUCUUCUCCUUGUUCAUGGCUCUCCGGCUCCCAUUUGGGACUAAGCUUUCUGGGUUUCUUGGUAUAAAUUUAGUUUGAUGUUAAAGAUUGAAACUUGCUAUAUAUAAAGCAACAAGUCCAGAGCCUCCUCUGCAUACGUUACUCUCUUUUCAGUCAAAAACCACAAAGCUUCCCUUUUUCUUUCUCAAGCACUGCAGAGGAACUAAAAGCUUUUUCAGCCAAGCUCUCCCAAUUCACUCAUCAUGGCAAAGAUGACACCAGCAAAAAGCCCUAUGCCGAAAAGUCCUAUGCCAAAAAGUCCUAUGCCAAAAAGCCCUAUGGUAUGUGAGAAGUACGAGACAGGCUGUAUGUGGCAUUUGUAUGGCCUCUUCAACUUCCGUCAAGGUCAUUCUAAUAAGAAGCGGCUUUCACAUAAGAGGCAUACAAACAGACUGGAUGAUGGAAAUUUUAAGACCAAGCUUGAUUUGCUUAACAAAAUGGACGAGAAUGGCCGAAGCAUGGUUAAUGAAGAACAAAACUCAGACAGUUGAUUCUGAUAUGGCAAGUAAAAGAAAGCUGAAAGGAGAAGACUUGUCCACUGAGCCGCAGAUGAACAAGAAGUUUGCUACUGAUGAAGGGGAAGAUCUACCAUCUAAUUCCAAAUUUGUUGGUCAUUUACCAAAAAACAAUGGAAAGACUAGCAAAACGCGUCAGAGAUCCCAUGAAGCUAAGCAUCAAAAACAUUCUAAUUCAGUUUUGGUGGAAGAACCUUUGAAUAAGCUCAACUCAGCAGCACUGCCAGAAGUAUCUAGCAAAGAGGUACAUAGCAAAAACCGACGAGGAUGCGGUUGUAAAAGUAUUGAUACCGUGAAGCAUGACCAACUUAAUGAGAUUAAUCUUGUGCCAGUACAGCUGAAUGCAGCUGAGGCCAUCAUAAAUCAGAAAUUCAUUGAUGGGGUGAACCACCAGUCUAAACAAUUAUUAGAUGCAUUAGAAAUUUUGAAUUCGAAUAAGGAGUUAUUUCGAAAACUCCUACAAGACCCAAAUUCUCUGCUAGUCAAACACAUCGAAGACCUCCGAGACUCUCAGGCAAGAACACAUCAGAGUAAAGAUCCCUGUGAAGCCAACAUUUCAGAAUAUCGGACAAGCAAAGCAAGGCAAUCUGAAGGUCCUUCCAGUAUUCACACGUUGAAAUCCUGUGAUAUUUACCCGUCUCAGGAAAAUGGUGAGUCCGAGUUUCCAGAGAGAAUAAUAGUUUUAAAACCUGGCCCACCAAGCAUGGAAAUUUCUUCAGAGAGUAUCAAUACCUCUCUGCAAAGCUUGAGAAAUAAUGGGCAGAGUGACACACCUGCAAAUUCCUCCUUUAGCCGUAUAAAGAGGAAACUGAGACAUGCUAUAUCGGAAAGCAGAAAAGAGCAGCACUCCAAGUCAAUCGAUGGUACACUAAAUACAUCUCCCUGCCAAAGCACAGGAGAUGAUUGUAAAGGAAAGGGUAUGAAGAUCAUUAGAAGCAAUUCACCUAGUGUUGAUGUUGGAGGAGUGACCAAGUCUUCUCUUGAUAUCAAGAAAAAAGAAAACAUAGGCAAGGUGAAACAAUGUGAAUCAAGUAUUGGACAUGAAGCUGCAUCAACCAGUGGAAGUGGUCUUGGAAACUCAAACAAUUCGCUUGUUAGCCAACCCAAGCGAGAGGAAUCUGAAACUUCUGUGGAGGCUGGGAAACAUCUCUCAGAAUUGUUAAACAAUGGGAACAAGGAGAAGAGCUACUUUGAAAGGCAGGCACAAAAAACAUGGGGAAGGGUGACGUCAUUUCCUGAGUAUGACUUCUUGCCUGCAUGUAAUCCGGUAAGGGACUGGGAAAAUAGGUUUCUUAACGAGCAAAUGACAUUUUCACCCUACAGCAAUUGCCAAAUGGUAUAUGAGAACAAGUGGAGGCUUCAUAAAGAAAAGAAAGCCGGCUACUCAAGUCCAUUGAGGCAGGACGUAGAGGCCCUGCCUGAAAAUAAGAAACUCGAUGAUCAAUUGCAAGUUUUUGAUACACGGCCAAAUAAUCCAUCUCCUGCAGGCUGUGUCCAAAUUGUAGAGAAUGAUAACACCUUGCACCAAGGAGAAACCAGUUCUUUAGAAGAGCCCUCCGAAUCUGAAAGCGCAGACAAAUUUGAUACCAUAAAAGCUAACAAUACUAUCCGCCCAGGAGAAACUAAUUAUUUGGAAGUUCUAUCCAAACCAGAUUGCAUGGAGAAGACCAAUACCACAGAGACUAAUGAUACUUCAUGCCAAGGAGAAACUCAGCAUUCAGAAAUACUGACUGAACUAGACAGCACAGAUCAGAGCUCAGAAACAACCAACAUGUACGAGGAAGAGGAGUGUUUUAAGAGAUCCAGACAGCCAUUAACAUCUUCACCGGAUGUUUUUCAAUUAAGCCCUUCAAGUAUUCAGAGAGUGGAAGAUUCUGAUUGCAUCGAAGAUAAAGGAGAACAGCCAAGUCCAGUUUCUGUACUUGAGCAGUUUUUUGUAGAUGCCACCAGUUAUGCAAGCACCAUAUCUGAACCUGCUGAAGAGCACCAUCCUGCUCUUCUUGUGAAGUCCCCUUUGGAACCUGAAACCUCGUUUUUGAAUGAACAUGAAUAUAUCUCUGAGUACGUGAUGGCCAUGCUGCAAGCUUCUGGCUUGAAUUGGGAUGAGCUCUCGAUGAUGUGUCAAUCAUCCGAUCGACUGCUUGAUCCAUUCUUGUUUGAUGCAGUAAAGGUGCAGCCUAACCAAUUCCAUGGUGAUUGUAUGCUCCUCUUUGACUGUAUAAAUGAAGUCCUUGUCGAGGUAUGUCAUACUCAUCUUCCAUGCUCCCCUUGGGUGUCAUUUAUCAAGCCAAAUGCCAGAAGAAAACUUUGCAUUGAGAAAACUGUGAUUCAUGAAGUGAUGAAGUCUGUGCAUCCAUCACCGCAUACGAUGCAGCAAAUUGUUGAAAAGGACAUAGCACAGUCUGGAAUGUGGCUGGAUAUCCGAAAUGAUGUUGAGGAGACUGUUUUUGAGAUGAUAGAAGAUGUUAUAGAAGGGCUGAUCAUGGAAACCAUAUUUUAGCGGCUCUUGUGAAAAAUUGUAUAUUGCUAUAUAGCUGUACUUUGGUCUGCAUUGGACCAAGGAAAUCAGGGCAAGCUUGGGUAGGUUAGACCAACUGGUUUUAAGUCACUUGAGAAAUGUAUUGGACAAUUUGAACGAAUCAUGCAAACCCAAGGUUACUACAUGGGGAGCUGGUAUCAGGAAGCUUCUUGCAGAUGUGCAUAAGAUCGUCAUGGGGUACCCUUGGAUCAAUUGUAAGGCUCAAAUUUUGCGUAUACUCUGUACAGUUUAUAUUAAACUUCUGAUAGCUACUAAAUAUAGGCUCAUGAUCCUAUACAAAGUGCACAGCCUUUCCCCCCCCACCCCGGAUCUUUUGACUCUCUCCAUCUUUUUCCUGUUAAAUAGAGGAGCUCAAUGUUAUAUCAAGCUA